GGCACCAAUAACAUGGGCUAAAUUACCAGCACCUAUUUGUUGCGUCCCCUGCCAGAGCCUGAACUCCCCUGUUUACGGCCAUGACCUAACAUCCCAUUCUCCCCCAGCCAUGAUCCCAAAUCCGGCACUUUGAAAACCCUCAACCCGCUUUUCUCACGAGACUGUGGGGUUUCACCCGUGGAUUGGAUGGGGAUGACAAAGAGGAACAUCUUUUCCUGAGUGGGAUUUAAGAUCAACUGGGUGAAACCGUCCAAAUAAGAUUACACAAGCAAAAUCAAAGGACAUUCGGCUGAAGUACCACCAUGGCUCAGGCAACCAAAGGUCCCGCAGUGAAGCCCAUUUCUCCCACCGGUGUAGAUGCCCCGGCUAGGGUAGCGCACCCAGACUCACUUACAGUCCGGAGCCAUGGAAUUUUACAAAUCAUGAAUCGCCCGGCACAAUGGGUGGUCAUCAUCACACUUCUGAUCUCUUGGUCAAUAGCGGGUGUUGUCAUGUUUGACUUUGUCAGUGACGAUCAGAUUGCAAGCAUCCAAGAUUUCGGCUCUGAUCCAGUGCUAGCAGUGAACAAAGCCACUGAAGUCAUUGAAAACAGGAUAAAUCACAUGAAUGAUAUGUUUAAUGAUGCUCAAGAGUACAUCACUGAAAUAAUAUUAAAUCCAGUGGAAGCUAUGAGUUCAGCUGCUGACUCAUCUGUGUAUUAUCUGUCAGGAUUUUUUAGUGCCGAUGAUUUAGGAAUCACUGAAACAGUGAAAUAUGGGGGCACUGUAUUGGAUGAGGCUACAGAAUGGAUCAGAUCGCCAGUGAGCUAUGUAUUCCAUUUAUUUGAAGACAUACUGGAUAUAGUGGUUGCUCCAGUGGAUAUGGUCAGUGAAGCUCUUGUGCAAAUUUUAAGUGGGAUCAAGACUGUUAUACAGUAUAUUUCCACAAUGUUUGGAGGCAUUGAAGAGCACACAGGCAUCACUGAAACAGUGAAACUUGGUGGCACUGUAUUGGAUGAGGUUACUGACCGGAUUAGAUUCCCAGUGGCCUACUUAUUCCACUUAUUUGAAGAUAUCCUGGAUGUAGCAAUCAUUUAUCCAGCAGACAUUGUCAGUGAAGCAGCUCAGCAAAUGUUAAGUGGGAUCAAGACCCUUUCUUCAUCCAUAUUCGGGAACCUUGAAGCUUGGUUUCCCAAAAUAAGCACUGAUCCUGCAGAGCUGACUGAAAUAGUUGUAGAGGAGGCCACAGAAGUGAAGACCACCGUUUCUAAUUACCUAUCCAGUCUGUUUGCAGUGGAUGAAGGUUGUAUUCCUGACAUUAGCUUUGAUCCCAUGAAAGUUGUCACAGACACAGUUGAGGAGUUUGCUGACAGGAGGGAUAUGUUCUUGGCUUAUCUCUCAAACAUGCUCAUGGAAGACAAAGAUGACACACCGCAAGUGAUAAGACGAAAAGGAGAAUUUCUGCCCCCUAUGGAAAAAGUUGCAGAAAUACUAGGCAAAACACAGGACCCUGCCUAUGCUGCCUACAUUGCUGCGAGAUCCACAGACAGUACUAAACAGGAAAUAAAAGAGGUAGAAGCUGCUAAAGAUACAACUGAAAGAGCUCAAGAUAUUGUGGACGCUCCAAAGGAGGAAAGGAGAGUUGAAACGGCUUGGGACCGCUCUGAUGUCACAGUUGAAGACGAUGAGGUUACCUACGAUGUCACGGAGGAGGAUAAAACUGCUGGAACAGUUGAAGAUAUUGCAGAUGUCACACAGGAGGAACUUUCUGAUACGGCAGAAGUGAUAGCUGAGGAAGAAGCAACUGAAAAGGUUGAGGAUAUCUCAGAUUUCGCAGAGGACACAUCAACUGAAAUGACUGAAUCUGAUGAAUCUGAUGCUUCAGAUAUGAAAGACACUGACGAUACCUCAGAUGUUGUUACAGAGGAAGAAGAAGUUACUGAAACAUCUGAUAUUCCAGAAGUAACAGAUGACGAAAUAGAAACAGAAAAAUGUGAAGAUAUCUCUGAUUUUAAAGAGGACAAAUCAGCUGAAAUGACCUCUGAUGUGACGGAAGACAUUGAUGCGGUUACAGAGGAGGAAAUAGUUAUUAAAACAGCUGAAGAUAUUCUAGAUGUUACAGAGGAGGACACAUAUGACAUUCCAGAAGUCAUAGAUGAGGAAUUAGCCACUGAAAAGGCUAAUGAUAUCUUUGACUCUGUAGAGGAUGAGUUAACUAUGAUGACCUCUGAUGUGACAGAAGACACUGAUUACACCUCGGAUGUUGUUACAGAGGGAGAAGUUGAUAAACCAGUUGAAGAUAUUGCAGAUGUUACAGAGGAUGAACCAUCUGAUAUGCCAGAAGUCAUUGGCAAUGAUGAUACCUCAGAUCAAGAUACCUCUGCCGUUAUAGAGGAGAAAGAGUCAACUAAAACAAUUAAAGAAGCAACAAUUGAAACAGCAGAAGGUACUUCCUAUGUUACAACCAAAACUGAAUUAGAUAAUACAGAUGAAAAUGAAUUUCAGAAAUAUCCCAGUGUUACAGAGGAGGAGGAAAAACCUGAAAAAGUUAAAGAUACUUCUGAUUUGAUAAGUAAGGAAGAAGAACCUGAGACAGAUGAAGAUGCCAGCACUGAAGAAACAGCCGAAGAGUCGAUAGAAAAAGAACAGCCACGUGAAUUGGCUGAAGAUACUGUGACCAUCUCUGUAAAGGAAAAGACUGAAGUAACAGAACUCGAUGAUCUUGAAGUGCUGGGUAAGGAUGACAUGAAAGUGGAAGGCAAGGAGGAGAAGGAAGAUGUGGUGAAUGCUGAAAAGGUCACAAAGAACCUGGGGAACGAUCGAGAUGAAGAUGAGGUUGAGGUUUUAAAAGAGGAGACUAAAGAUCAAACUAUCUUUGGAACCACCGCUGGUGAAGAUGGCCAUGAUGAUGAAGAGGAGCUUGUCCUUUCUCCUGUCCAGCAGGACCUAACAAACAGAGAUGAUGAAAAUAACAAUAACAAUGACAGGAAGAAAGAUGCCAUAAAAAGAGGCCUGAGCGGGAGAAAACCAGCAAAGAGUCACUCCACUGAAACAGAUGACCAAGAAGCUCACAAGCAUCUUCAUGAAGUUCUUGAACAAGUGAAAGAAGCCAAAGAGAAAAAAGCUAGAGAGGAGAUAUACAAAAUCAUUCAAGAUCUGAGGGAGAAGAAGGCUGAUGGUGAAGAGGAGGAGAUGACACUACAGCAAAUAAACAUAACAGUAGAAAAAGUCAAGAAAAGAAAAGAACAUGAGAAAAACGAGAUAGAAAAGGCUAAAAGAAAACAAAAAUCCAAAGAGGACAAGACUGAAGAACCAACAAAAAAGGACACCAAGAAAAAACCUGACAAAAAGGUCAUGGUGACUAAAGUGGAUGAGGAACCUCCUCUAAAAAAGAAGAAAUCUGGACCUGAGAAAAAGGUUAAACCAACUAAGAAAGAUGUUGAGAUGGCCAAGGACAAAAUUAAAGCAGCACAUGUAAAGAAAGAAGCUGAAGUGGCCAAAAAAGAGACCAAAUCAGCACCAUCUAAGAAAGAGCCUGAAGUAACAAAAGAAAAGACCAAACCAGCUCGUACAAAGAAAGAAAAAGCUGAAGUUAUCAAAGAAAAGGCAAAACCAGCUCCAAAAGAAAAAGAACCUCAGGUUAUUAAAGAAAAGGUCCAGCCUGCACCUUCAAAGAAAGCUAAAGCUCCCAAGGAAAAAGCUAAACCUGUGAAGAAAGCUGAAGCCAAGGAUAAACCACCAGCACCUUUAAAAAAAGAAGCGGAAGCUGUCAAAAAAGCAAAACUUGUUGCUGUAAAGAAGGAGACUGAGGUUCCCAAAGAGAAAGCCAAACCAGAUUCCUCAAAGAAAGCAGCUGAAGAGAAAGAAAAACCUGUCCCUGUGAAGAAAGCCGAAGCCCCCAAAGAGAAAGAUAAAGCUGUUCCAGUAAAGAAAGAGGCUAAAGCUCCCAGGGACAAAAUUAAACCGGCCCUUUUGAAGAAAGAGCCUGAUGUUUCUAAGGAGAAAGAAACACCACCAACUGCCAAGAAAGAUACUGAAACUGCUAAGGAGAAUGUGAAAUCAGCCCAAGUUAAGAAAGAGCCUGAGGUUUCCAAUGAAAAAGCCAAGCCAGAACCUUCAAAGAAAGAGGCUGAAGCAUUUGAAGAGAAGGCAAAACCAGCACCAGCUAAAAAAGUGCCUGAAACUAUAAAAGAGAAGGAGAAACCUCCAAAGAAAGAAGCUGUAAAAGAAAAACCCAAACCUGCUUCUGUAAAGAAAGAACCUGAAGUUCCAAAAGAAAAAGAAAAACCAAAACCUACCAAAAAAGAGGCAGAAGUUGCCAAGGACAAACCUAAACCUGCUGCUGUGAAGAAAGAACCUGUUGCAGUUGAAAAAGCAAAACCUAAACCUGCACCAAAGAAAGAACCUGAAGUUCCCAAAGAGAAAGCUAAACCAGAACCUGCAAAGAAAGAACCUGAGAUAACCAAAGAAAAACCCAAGGCACCAAAGAAAGAGGCUAAAGUUGUCAAGGAGGAAGCUAAACCAGCUCCUUUAAAGAAAGAGACUGAAGUCAUCAAAGAUGUUAAACCAGCCCAUGAGAAGAAAGAGGUCAUCAAGGAGAAAGUUAAACCAGCUCCUAUAAAGAAAGAGCCUGAAGUUGCUAAAGAAAAGACCCCUGAACCAAAACCCAAAAAAGAGCCUGGAGUUAUCAAAGAGAAACCAGCACCUCCAAAGAAAGCUGAGGUUCCGAAGGAAAAAGCAAAACAAGUCCCAGAAAAGAAAGCACCUGAAAUAAUCAAAGAAAAACCAAAGCCAGCUCCAAAGAAAGAAGCUGAAGUCAUCAAAGAGAAAGUAAAGCCAGCCCCUGAGAAGAAAGAGGCUGAAGUCAUUAAGGAGAAAGUAGCUCCUGUAAAGAAAGAGCCUGAAGUUGCAAAAGAAAAGGCAAGACCAAAACUCACAGAGAAAGUUGAGGUUCCAAAGGAGAAGGAAAUACCAGUCCCUGAAAAGAAAGCAGAACCUGAAAUAACCAAAGAAAAACCCAAACCUGUGCCAAAGAAGGAGGCUGAAGUCAUCAAAGAGAAAGUUAAACCAGCUCCUGAGAAGAAAGAGCCUGAAGGGAUUAAGGAAAAGGUUAAACCAGCUCUUGAGAAAAAAGAUGCUGAAGUCAAGGAGGAAGCAAAACCAGCUCCUGUAAAGAAAGAAACUGAAGUUAUCAAAGAAAAAGCCAAACCAGCCCCUGAGAAGAAAGAGGCUGAAGUCGUCAAGGAGAAGACUAAACCAGCCCCUGAGAAGAAAGAGGCUGAUGUCAUCAAAGAGAAAACUAAACCAGCCCCUGAGAAGAAAGAACCUGAAAUAACCAAAGAAAAACCCAAACCUGUGCCAAAGAAGGAGGCUGAAGUCAUCAAAGAGAAAGUUAAACCAGCUCCUGAGAAGAAAGAGCCUGAAGGGAUUAAGGAAAAGGUUAAACCAGCUCUUGAGAAAAAAGAGGCUGAAGUCAACGAGGAAGCAAAACCAGCUCCUGUAAAGAAAGAAACUGAAGUUAUCAAAGAAAAAGCCAAACCAGCCCCUGAGAAGAAAGAGGCUGAAGUCAUCAAGGAGAAGACUAAACCAGCCCCUGAGAAGAAAGAGGCUGACGUAGUCAAAGAGAAAACUAAACCAGCCCCUGAGAAGAAAGAGGCUGUAGUCGUUAAGGAGAAAGCUAAACCAGCCCCUGAGAAGAAAGAGGCUGAAGUUGUCAAGGAGAAAGUUCAGCCAGCUCCUGUAAAGAAAGAGCCUGAAGUUACUAAAGAGAAAACUAAAGGGACCCCUGGGAAGAAAGAAUUUAAGAUAAUUAAAGAAAAACCCAAGCCAUCACCAAAGAAAGAGGCUAAAGUCAUCAAAGAGAAAGCUAAACCAGUCCUUGAAAAGAAAGAGACUGAAGUCAAGGAGAAAGCUAAACCAACUCCUAAACUCUUAAAGAAAGAGCCUGAGGUUGCUAAAGAAAAGGCUUCUGAACCUAAACCCAAAAAAGAACCUGAAGUUGUUAAAGAGAAAGCUAAACUGGUCCCUAAGUUGAAAGAAGCUGAUGUCAUCAAGGAAAAAUCUAAACCAGCCCCUGAGAAGAAAGAGGCUGAAGUCAUCAAGGAGAAAGCUAAACCAGUUCCCGUAAAGAAAGAGCCUGAUGCUGUUAAAGAAAAGGCUCCUGAACUGAAACACAAAAUAGAGGCUGAAGUCAUCAAAGAGAAAGCUAAACCUGUCCCUAAGAAGAAAGAGGUGGAAAUUAUUGACGUUGAGGAGAAAGUUAAACCAACUCCUAUAAAGAAAGAACCAGAAGUUCUUAAAGAAAAGGCACUUGAAUCAACACCAGAACCUGCAAAGAGAGUUGAAGCUCCAAAGGAAAGGGUGAAACUAGUCCCUCAAAAAAAAGCACCUGAGAUAACUAAAGAAAAAACUAAACCAGCACCAAAGAAAGAGCCUGAAGUCAAAGAAAAGGCUAAACCAACCCCUGAGAAGAAAGAGGCUGAAGUCAUCAAGGAGAAAGUUAAACCAGCUCCUGUAAAGAAAGAGCCUGAAGUUCCUAAAGAAAAAGCUCCUCAACCAAAACCCAAAAGAGUACCAGAAGUCAUCAAGGAGAAAGUAAAACCAGCCCCUGAAAAGAAAGAGGCUGAAGUCAAGGAGAAAGCUAAACCAGCCCCUGAGAAGAAAGAGGCUGAAGUCAUCAAGGAGAAAGUUAAACCGGCUCCUGUAAAGAAAGAGCCUGAAAUUCCUAAAGAAAAGGCUCCUGAACCAAAAACCAAAAAAGAGGCUGAAGUCAAGGAGAAAGCUAAACCAGCCCCUGAGAAGAAAGAGGCUGAAGUCAUCAAGGAGAAAGUUAAACCAGCUCCUGUAAAGAAAGAGCCUGAAAUUCCUAAAGAAAAGGCUCCUGAACCAAAAACCAAAAAAGAGGCUGAAGUCAAGGAGAAAGCUAAACCAGCCCCUGAGAAGAAAGAGGCUGAAGUCGUCAAGGAGAAAGUUAAACCGGCUCCUGUAAAGAAAGAGCCUGAAGUUCCUAAAGAAAAGGAUCCUGAACCAAAACCCCCAAAAGAAGCAGAAGUCAUCAAAGAAAAAGUAAAACCAGCCCCUGAGAAGAAAGAGGCUGAAAUCAUCAAGGAAAAAGUUAAACCAGCUCCUGUAAAGAAAGAGCCUGAAGUUCCUAAAGAGAAGGGACCUGAACCAAAAGCCAAAAGAGUUUCAGAAGUCAUUAAGGAAAAACCUAAACCAGCUCCUGAAAAGAAAGAGGCUGAAGUCAUCAAGGAGAAAGUUAAACCGGCUCCUGUAAAGAAAGAAGUCAUCAAGGAAAAACCUAAAUCAGCGCCUGAAAAGAAAGAGGCUGAAGUCAUCAAGGAGAAAGUUAAACCAGCUCCUGUAAAGAAAGAAGUCAGCAAGGAGAAACCUAAACCAGCGCCUGAAAAGAAAGAGGCUGAAGUCAUCGAGGAGAAAGUUAAACUGGCUCCUGUAAAGAAAGAAGUCAUCAAGGAGAAACCUAAACCAGCGCCUGAAAAGAAAGAGGCUGAAGUCAUCAAGGAGAAAGUUAAACUUGCUCCUGUAAAGAAAGAAGUCAUCAAGGAAAAACCUAAACCAGCGCCUGAAAAGAAAGAGGCUGAAGUCAUCAAGGAGAAAGUAAAACUGGCUCCUGUAAAGAAAGUUUCAGAAGUCAUCAAGGAGAAACCUAAACCAGCCCCUGAAAAGAAAGAGGCUGAAGUCAUCAAGGAGAAAGUUAAACUGGCUCCUGUAAAGAAAGAAGUCAGCAAGGAGAAACCUAAACCAGCGCCUGAAAAGAAAGAGGCUGAAGUCAUUGAGAAGAAAGUUAAACUGGCUCCUGUAAAGAAAGAAGUCAUCAAGGAGAAACCUAAACCAGCCCCUGAAAAGAAAGAGGCUGAAGUCAUCAAGGAGAAAGUUAAACUGGCUCCUGUAAAGAAAGAAGUCAUCAAGGAGAAACCUAAACCAUCACCUGAAAAUAAAGAGGCUGAAGUCAUCAAGGAGAAAGUUAAACUGGCUCCUGUAAAGAAAGUUUCAGAAGUCAUCAAGGAGAAACCUAAACCAUCACCUGAAAAGAAAGAGGCUGAAGUCAUCAAGGAGAAAGUUAAACUUGCUCCUGUAAAGAAAGAAGUCAUCAAGGAGAAACCUAAACCAGCGCCUGAAAAGAAAGAGGCUGAAGUCAUCAAGGAAAAAGUUAAACUGGCUCCUGUAAAGAAAGCACCUGAGAUAACCAAAGAAAAGCCAAAGCCAACACCAAAGAGAGAGCCUGAAGUCAUCAAAGAGAAAGCUAAACCAGCUCCUGAGAAGAAAGAGGCUGAAGUCAUCAAAGGGAAAGCUAAACCAGCUCCUGAGAAGAAAGAAGCUGAAGUCAUCAAAAAGAAAGUUAAACCAACUCCUGUAAAGAAAGAGCCUGAAGUUGCUAAAGAAAAGGUCCCUGAACUGGCACCAAAAAUAGCAUCUGAGAUAAUCAAAGAAAAGCCAAAGCCAGCACCAAAGAAAGAGGUUGAAGUCAUCAAAGAGAAACCUAAACCAGCUCCUGAGAAGAAAGAGGCUAAAGUUAUCAAGGAAAAAGUUAAGCCAGCUCCUGUAAAGAAAGAGCCUGAGGUUCAUAAAGAAAAGGCACCUGAACCAGUGCCAGAACCUACAAGGAAAGUUGAGGUUCCAAAGGAAAAGACAAAACCAGUUCUUAAAGAAAAGGAACUGAAAAUCACCAAAGAAAAGCCAAAGCCAGCACCAAAGAAAGAAGCUGUAGCCAUCAAAGAAGUAGCUAAAGCAGUCCCCGUGAAGGAAGAGACUGAAAUUUUCAAAGAGAAAACUAAACCAACCCCUGUGAAGAAAGAGGCUGAUAUCAUCAAGGAGAAAGCUAAACCAGCUCCUGAGAAGAAAGUGUCUGAAGUCUUUAAGGAGAAAGUUAAGCAAGCACCUGUAAAGAAAGAGCCUGAAGUCUCAAAAGAAAAGUUAUUAAAGCCAACACCUAAAAAAGAUGAUGUUGGUCUUAUUGGUUUGGACUUGGAGCUCCUGAACUCUAUCAACCAAAAACUUUCUCUUCUGGACUUGAUGAGGAAGGACAUUGGUGAAAUGAAGAGUGAUCUGGAGUCCACUCAAAAUCAAAUCACACUUUUACGGAUGGACAACAGAACAAUCAAAGAGCCAGAGACUGUCGGUGUAAAGGUAAAACCAGCAGUCUCCAAGGAAAAGCUGAAAACAGCAAAAAAAGACCGUGAUGCUCUGAUGAACAUUACUAAAACAGCACAUAUUAAAGCAGAACGUGAAGCACUGAAAAACAUCACUAAACCUGCACGGAAAGAUAAAGAGGCUCCAAAAGCUAAUAUCAGACCAGAGCCCAAAAAGAAAGAAAUCACCCGUGAGAAGGUCAAAGAAGAAAAGGAACCUUUAAAGAAAGCAGUCGAGCCAACUGAGAAGGAACCUGUUAUGGACAAAGAAGUAAAAAGAGAAGAACCUGACAUCACCAAAGAUAUUCCAGAGAUAGAGGAGGAGGACAUUCCCUACUUCCAGUGUUUCUUUGUGGAUGAGGAGGAUACUCAGUAUCCGUUCUUCCCCUUUUCACCACCGCUGUGGUGAGUCCAGACAAACCUCUCAGUCUGAUGUUACACAACAUGGCAAAGCCAGUGAAGACGGACCUGUGAAGGCUGAGGAACCUGCUGCUCUGAAGCAGUGGAGAGCUUCACAGUAGAUCCUACAGCACUACACCAGCAACGACUUACUGGAUUUUAAACUGGAAAACAUCCUUCUCAAAUAAUUUUGAAGGACAGAGGGUGCAAAUAUUGCACUUUUUAUUAUAUAAUCUUAAGGCUAUCCCUCUUUGUAUUAAUACCAUGGAUUGGCCUUUUGUUUCAGAAUGAGUAAUAUCUAUUUAUGUCCAAGAAGGAAUGUGAAUAUUGUUUGUCCAUAAGGUGGACAAAGAGUUCCUUUCUGAACACUGCAGUGGGUUCAGGAUUGUAAUAUUUUAUACAUAUAAGGUACAUAACCUCAUUUUGAUGGGGUGCUAAUUCAAAGCAUUCCACUGUGUUUGCUGUCAGAAUGGGGUUUGUAAGUUGUUCAUUGUUCGCACAACUGGAAGAGAGGAUAUAAUAAAUCAAGAAAUAAGUAAACAACUAUUUCAUGUAUCUUUAAAACCGUUUACUAAACCGUUUACAGAAGUAACAACUGCACUGAGUAAUAACAGCUUUCCACAGUAAGCUCAGUUCCUCUGAAUGUAUACAUCAUUUUAUUAUUUAUUUUUUAUUUUUGUUACUUUAUUUUUGUUUUAUAAUUUGUUUAUCUUUCCAUACUUUUAUUUAAUAUAACUUAUGUAACUAAUCUAUACUUCACAGAGGAAACAAAUGUUUUAUUCAGUGCUCUUUUUAAAGGAACACACUGGAUUUUGCAUAAAAAAAUGAAACUAAAUUGUGGUGCUAAAUCCAAGAAAAUGCAUUAAACAUCAAUGCAACUGCAUUGUUUUAAUAUAUUACAUUGCAAACGCUACUGUUUUUACAUUAUUCCGCAUAACAAUAGUUUAUGUACAAUAAUGUUUGUAAAAAUGUGGAUGUGUUUUUGCAAUAUUACAUGGAUAGUCAUACCUAAUACAGAGCAGCCAGUUAAAUGGCAUUCUGAAUUGUCUAUUUUGCACAUUAUACUCAUACAGAAGAUAAAUGAUGUGCCAGAUGAAAAGUAUUGCAUGCAACAACAGUGUUUCUCGGCACUGCCCCUGGUGGCUCGCUAGCUCAUUACUUUAUUACUUGAUUUAAUGAUGUUAGUGAGUGUUUAAUGGUGUGUACUGGUUAGACACAUCAUUAAACUACUGUGCCAGUGGGCUGCCCCAGAGACAUUUCUUUUACUGACGCUGUCUUUUCUGCAGGAGUUUAGCAUGUGGCUCCAUUGAGGAUAAGCUCAUGUCUGUACAAAGAGCUUUUUUUUCUCCGAUGUACAGUAACUUAGGGGGACUGUAGAUUCUAUUUUCCCCAGACAUGUGCUGGCAAGGAUUGAUACUUUGCCUAAAAUGUUUGGGUUUUGGCUUUGUAUUUGCUGAAGGUAAUGACUGAAAAGUAGGUUGUGCAGGCAUUGUGAUUAAAUGACCAAUUGAGGCGUGCAAGAAGGUGGGAUCUACAAAGAAUGGUCAAAGUAAUGCAAAUACAUGUACACGUAAUGAAUGAGGACUGUAAAUAGCAUGUUAGUAAGAAAACACAGCCAAAAUCUGGACUUUUUUGGCAAAGUAGCAGUCCUGGUCAGGACAUGUCAGGGAUAAAGAAGAAGUAUAGUCACCUGUAAAAAUGCAUAUAACAAUAAUCACUUGUAAGAGAAAUAGGUCUCUUUAAGACUUUUAAAAAAGAUAGUUACUUUAACUAUGGUAGAUUAUAAAUGUGUUGGUGUGUUUUAAUGCAACUGUGCAGCAAUGAAUAACAGCAUUUUUCAAUAGCUCUUUAAAAUUUGCGCAGUGUUAUUUUUAAAUCUAAUUUACAGUUCAAAUUUGAUAGAAAUAGGUUUCUCAAAGAUAAUAGUUUUGCAUGAUGUUUGCAUGAAUUUUGUUUAAAAAUGUAUCUAAACCAGAUUUAAUUUGUGUUUUGAAACACACUAAAAAUGUAUAAUGUACUACUGUAUUCAUGAUUUUUUUUUCUUUUGCAUGGUUUUGUGGUCAGAUAUUCAAAGUCAUUCUCUGUACAAUGUAUAGCCAUGAACUGAAAUCAUAUUUAUAAAGCUCUCCACAGAAUCAACAAUAUGGUCUGUAUGCAGAAUAAAAACAGCCUGUAUGCAACUGUAAAUGCUAUUGGAACUUUAAUGCAGCUGUAACUGUGAAGUCUGCUUAAGGUCUGAUUUACAUUUUAGAAGAAAUAAAUGUUUGCAAUAAUCACAA
Carassius gibelio (silver crucian carp) is the source of this 11805-nucleotide messenger RNA. RefSeq names its product titin. The transcript has 144 exons. Bases 303 to 9536 code for a protein of 3077 amino acids. Gene Ontology annotation, molecular function: signaling receptor binding. The record is from RefSeq and is a predicted model, not a curated record. Lineage: Eukaryota; Metazoa; Chordata; Actinopteri; Cypriniformes; Cyprinidae. Gene Ontology annotation, cellular component: membrane; sarcoplasmic reticulum.